AUGGGGAAAGCAUUCAGUACAGCAGCCCUCAAGGCGCUAAUGCCCAAACUUGCAAGAAAAUCUGACCAACUCAUUGAUAUCAUCAAGAACAUCCCUCCCAAACAACCAGUCGAAUUUCAACGCCUGAUGGUGCGUUUCGUGUUUGAUGUUGUUGGGGUGGGUGGCUAUGGCAUUGACUUCAAGUCCCUUGAGAAUGAGCAGCACCCUUGCUUGGAGGCUAUACAGUAUUGCAUGCAUGAUGCACUAGCCAGCACUAUGAACCCUUUUCGUCGCUUGGUGAAGUGGGCAUUCCCAAUGUGUAAGCUUGCCCGAGAAUGCAACAGCAUGUACUCACAGAUGUACAGCUUCUAUGACAUGAUCGCGAACGAGAUAAGAGAAAGGGGAGAGCCUGCAGAAGAUGACUUGUCCAUGUCAGCUUGCUUGAUGCGGAUAAAAGACCCGAAUGUGGGGGGACCCCUGAACGAUGCACUCCUGUCAUCUGAAGUUGGGGGUUUCAUGAUUGCGGCCACCGAUACUACCAGUCACUCAAUAGCAUGGGCCCUGUUUGCCAUCGCCUCCCACCCCAAAGUUCAGCAAAAGAUCGUGGAUGAGCUGAAGACCAGCGGACUGCUUCAUCGGAUCAAAGAAGGGGCCACUGAUCGGGUGUCCUACUCCGAGAUCAUGGGACUUGAGUGGUUGGGGAUGGCCAUGAAGGAAGUUAUACGGAUGUUCCCUGUGGUGCCCAUUGGCAGCAUGAGGAUCACGGCUGCCGAUGGGAUGAAUGUGUAUGGGUAUCGUGUCCCAAAAGGCACAGUGGUCUCUGUGAAUGUGCAUUGCUUGAACUACUCCCCUUUGCUGUGGGACGAUCCGGGCACCUUCAACCCCGAGAGAUGGCGCAAAAUGGCACCAACUGAGCAGGCUGGGACUGAGUUCGCACCUCAACCUUCAACAAAGGGCAAUCCUCGGAUCUUAUGGGCUUUCAGCGAUGGACCCAGAAACUGCUUGGGGCAAAGGAUGGCGAUGAUGGAGAUGCACCUUGUGGUGGCAGUGCUGUUGGCACAUUUUGAACUCAGGCUUGCAGAGAGGAUGGGCGGAUGGGAGGAGGCCUUGUCUCGCCAGUAUCUCGCAGGCGUUUUGUGCAUCGAUGGUGGAAUGUGGUUGGAUUGCAUUCCUCGACAGACCACCGAGAAAUGA
Molecule: messenger RNA, 1173 nt
Organism: Ostreobium quekettii
Lineage: Eukaryota; Viridiplantae; Chlorophyta; Ulvophyceae; Bryopsidales; Ostreobiaceae
Source: the annotation of a GenBank genome assembly